Pelagomonas calceolata is the source of this 2204-nucleotide messenger RNA. The record is from the annotation of a GenBank genome assembly. Lineage: Eukaryota; Pelagophyceae; Pelagomonadales; Pelagomonadaceae.
GGUCCCGCAGGACCGCGCGCAAAAACCCGUCGGUUAAGCAGAGGCUAGGCUAGGCUGCAGCUGAAGCAGCAAGUUCCGAGUAUUAGCUACUAUAAGCAGCAAGUUGGUGCACUUAAAUUCAGAGAGGCUGCCCGAACCUGCAGAAUGAUGAUGAGAGCGACUCUUGUGUCCUUGAUGGGCAUCGCCCUCGCUUUUAGCAGCCCACUGGACAAUGACAGCAUGCCCAAAUUUGUGAAGAGCGCGCGCCCGGCGCAGACGCGGCGGCGCCUCGACGAAUGCGUAAACGUCGUCGUGUCCGGAUCUCCCCUGCCCGAAUUGCACGGGACUUACGUGCAAAAAGGAUCGUGCAAUAAUGGCUGGCCCCGCUGGGAGUGCGAUAAAUGGGGGGGAUGCAGCGAAACCAGGUACAUCUGGUACCAAUUUGACUCCAAUUGGCACAUUGGGCCUAAUUCCUGCUCGGAUUCUGCUGAAAUUUAUACAUUGGACCUGGACGCGGACCUUAGGUCCUUCUCUGGUACGUGGAAUGAGUAUACCACCACCGGGUACUGGCAACCGAACUCGGCCAUCUCGGUCACGUGUGCAGGUGAUGGCAUGACCGACAGUAGCAUCAGAACGGCCGUCGCGGCGUGGCUUUCGAACAGCGCAUCGGCAGAGGCGACGUACGGCCAUAUUUCUACGUGGGAGACUGGGGGGGUGACGGACAUGUCGUAUUUAUUUUGUGCUCAUUCUUCGUGGAGUAAUUGCAACACGGUCGCGGGGUCCUUCAACGAGGACAUCAGCGCGUGGGACACCUCCGGCGUCACAACGAUGUACACGAUGUUCUACUCCGCCUCGGCCUUCGACCAGGACCUCGGCUGGUGCGUGGACGACGGCGUGGACCUGCGCCUCGCUUUCGACGAGACCCCGUGCGAGUCGACGUCGUGCGGUGUCAAUAACGUGGCUUCACUACGGUGCGGCGGUACGAUGGGCGACAGCAGCAUCAGAACGGCCGUCCGGGCGUGGCUUACGGACGAGGCAGCAGCCGAGGCGACGUACGGCCAUAUAUCGACGUGGAAUACUGGGAGGGUGACGGACAUGCAUGAACUGUUCUCGUCGUGGACGGGAGCGAACAGGUACUUUAACGAGCCGAUAGGCAACUGGGACGUCCGCAAGGUGAAGAACAUGCACGACAUGUUCCAGAACGCGGAGUCCUUCAAUCAAGCUCUUGGCAAAUGGCAAGUCGGCGCUGUCACAGAUAUGAGUGACAUGUUCCAGCGCGCGGCGUCGUUUAAUCAGCCACUCAAUGAUUGGGAUCUGUCCAAUGUGCAGGACAUGGAGGAGAUGUUCGAGGAGGCAGAGGCCUUCGACCAGGACCUUGGCUGGUGCGUGGACAUGAGCCUGCGAAUCGCAUUUAAAAAAACCAAGUGCGAGUCGGCUGCGUGCGGCGUCGCGCAAAAGGACGUGAUCGGCAUAUGCGAAUGGUUACCACCCGUCCGUCCGUGUCUCAUUGGCACAAAAACGAAAAGGCGAUGUUAUAUCACCUCAGGAACACUCAUCAUCGCCGUUCUGCUUGUCCUUCUUGCUGGCUUCAGCACAUGCGUCUGCUGUAGGAAGAAGAAGGACGAAACUUACUUCGCCGCCGCCCGCCGCCUCCUCCGCAGCUGCCUCUGCUGCUGCUGCCUCUGCUGCAGGAAAAAGAAGGAAAAAGGUAGCGUUAACUCCCAACCGGAUUCCCGGGCGGAGUCGCCACGGGAAGAGCCCGACGAGGAAGCGACCGCCUCCGAGUCUCUGGAGUCGCGCGCCCAAGCCGCAGCCAAGGCCGAGGAGGCCGUCGAGCCUUCGUCCUUCUCGAAGCUUACCUCGUUCCUGUUCGGCGAGCGAGAAGAGGCCCCCAUGGAAGAGACCCCCAAGGAAGAAGAAGAGGCCGCCGCCCUCCCCGUCGUCGCGGAAGCCGAGGAGGAGGGAGCAACCGAACAACCACCACCGCCGCCGGCGAAACGCUGGUUCUCGCGCGAGCCACCGAAAGCCGAGGAGAUGCACCAGCGGGUGGGCUGUUGGUAUACCUUUGCGCCGGAAGCGGCCGCGUUGCGCGCCGCCUGGGGUGAGUACCCAGGGACGCCCGACGCCCUCCAAGCGUGGCCCGGUUUCGUCCAGGUCACGAACGCGUUCCUCGACGCCAAGCUGGACGCCAAGCUGGCUUAGGCCUAAUAUUAUCUAGGAAGAGG